AAAACGACAUACAGUGGUUUAAGUACUCAAUUUAAAUGUCCUGUUUAAAUAUAGAUAUAUUUAUACAGAUUACAUCAGGUUAUUUACCAACGCCUUGUCUCUUAUCUGAUAAAACACAGAUUUGAACGAGAGCAAAAUCUUGUGUUGGCACAUCUUAAUAUGUUUUCCUUGUUAAGAUUUUUUUAGAUGAGUCUCUUCCCCCCCCCCCUUUCAAAAACGAUGCUACGUGCCUGUUUUUAAUCUAACAUAUCGACCAAUCGUUUACAAAAAAGCUACACAACGGUGUAAGUAAAUACCUACUUUAAAUGUCAGUUAACCUACAUUUACCAACGCGUUGUCUCUUAUCUGAUAAAAUACAAACUUCAACGAUAGAAUAAUCAAUACUUAUUCAUUUCCUUCAAUAUUUCAUGAUGACCGGAAGCAAGUUAAUAAAAGAGACUUGAAAUUACUGUGGAAUUAUUAAAAUCUGUGGUGGCUCAAAUUUCGUGGUAUUCGAGGUAAGCUCUUCCCUACGAAUUUACAUCCUCAACAAAAACAAAUUUUGAAAGAGUAAGUUAUCUUAAUGGUACUAAAAACUAACACAUUCACAAAAUUACAUUCCCAGGAAUAAGCAAAACAACCCAGGAUCCACGAAAAUUGAUACCCACGAAUUUAAAUGAUUUCACAGUUAAACUUAGACAGAAAAGUCACUUCAGUGUGAUGUUGUGCAAGUCCAGUACAAAUAAUUUUUUUUACUGAAGAAAAUAAUAAUUUGCUUAUCCGCAUAAAGAGCCCUGAUAAACGUGAUACUCAAAAAUCACAUAUCUCUCUGAAUCAAUUGAUAUGGCACAUGAAACGUAUCUCAUUACCCUCGUAGUUUAUUUGAAAUCAUCGUCAUUUACUUUGAUACUCAUUUUUCAUGGUAGUGUUAUUCGACAAUUUUAAAUAUUAUUCUUAGACAUUUGUUUAGAAAUGUACUUACAUAUGUUCCUUUGAUAAUCUUCUACUCAGUUUAGAUAACCAACGUUUGUUUAUUGCAAUGGAUACGGAGUUAAGUCAUUAUGUCGUUCCUGUUACUUCAACAAGGAAACGGAAAGGAUCUGGUGAAGAUGAAACAGGCGUUAGUCGUAAGAUGAGAUGCUAUCAUGGAGAAAAAAUUAAAGACGAAGAACUAUUUCUUAGUCUUAAGACAAGAAGUUAUCCUGGAGACAAAAUUGUAGAAAAAACAUGCCCUAGUCUUAGAAUAAGAAGCAAUCCUGAAGAUAGCAUCGAUGACGAUAAACCAUGCCCUAGUCGAAAGAUGAGAUGUCAUUCUCGAGAGAGGAGUAAUGAUAGAACAGAAAAACAUAAUUUCAAUAUUAGAGGCUAUCCUGGAGACAGCAUUGAUGACGAUGAACCAUGCUCUAGUCGAAAGAUGAGAUGCCAUUAUCGAGAGAGAAGUAAAGGUAGAAGAGAAGAUUUCAAUAUAAGAAACUAUCAUGGAGACAAAUUUGAUCACGAUGAAACAUGUCCUAGUCGAGAGAUGAGAUGCCAUGCUCGAGACAGAAGAAAAAGUAGACCAGACAUACAUAAGUUAGAUGAAGACUUCGAAUAUGAACUCUCAUGCUACGAUAAUGAAACAAAACCAUCCAAUGAAAACACAAGCGUUCAAGGCAAUGCAAAAUUCGCUUUAUACAAAGAUUUUACUGUAUCAGCGGGUUCUGCAUUAACCUCUUGUAAUAUCAAAUCGACGAUUUCAGCUGAUGUGGAAAAAAUGGUCAGUGAAGGAGAUGGCAAAGUAUUAGCUAAAAAGGAAGCAGCAAAAGUAGACGAAAGUCCCCAACAAGCGGAAUAUGUAUAUAGGUUACUACGUGACGACGAACUUUACAAGGAAGGCCUUCGUCCGAAAAUCAUAGAAUCAAAAGCAAGCCUUCAUCAGCAUGUCGCAGGUGGGAGUAAAGGCUUACAUUCACGGUUUAUUUCAUGUUGCUAUACUUUGCAUGCUUUGCACCGACUUGCACGCCUUACAAAACACCCUUCGCUCAUACGUGAGGUUGUGCGUAUCAACGUUACAAAAUUGAACAAUGAGGAAGUUAAAGUGAUAAAGCUAUUUAUUGAGGACGUACGAGAAAAACAUAUAACUUUAAGGUCUAAAGCCUGGGGAUACGCCGAAAACUUUCAAGAAGUAAUUUUAGAACCCAAAACGCAUGUCCCAGCAGAUUGCAUCGAAAGAAUAGGUAUUGUUAAGGACAAUACUUUUACGAAAGACGAACAUAUAACACUAUAACUUUUAAUUAUAUUCUUUUAACAAAUGUAAUAUUUUGCGAGUAUUGUUAACAACUUGAAAUUAAUUGUAGAUGGGUGGUGGUUUAUUGUAAAGGAUUUUGACAUUAUACAUAGGUUUUAUUUUAAUUUGUUUGCUAGUUCAUGUUGAUAUGGAGAAAACAAGCAUUAUCAGCUGAUGUUGAUACGAGAUGGCGGUGGAAUCAUUGAGUUGUUAUAGUUUUUUGAAAUGACACUGAUUAUGUACACUUUAUAUAAAAAUCUUGUCAACUGAGAUGAGAUAAACAAGCAUAUUAAACAUUGUUAUAAUUCGAAUUAAAGCUUACUUUCACUUUA
This is a messenger RNA of Magallana angulata, 2577 nucleotides long. RefSeq lists its product as uncharacterized. The record is from RefSeq and is a predicted model, not a curated record. Lineage: Eukaryota; Metazoa; Mollusca; Bivalvia; Ostreida; Ostreidae. The transcript has 2 exons. The coding region runs from base 1019 to 2245 and encodes 408 amino acids.